Molecule: messenger RNA, 1943 nt
Organism: Tarenaya hassleriana
Lineage: Eukaryota; Viridiplantae; Streptophyta; Magnoliopsida; Brassicales; Cleomaceae
Product: F-box protein At1g30200-like
Exons: 2
Coding region: 170-1324 (384 amino acids)
Molecular function (GO): protein binding
Source: RefSeq, a predicted model, not a curated record
UCCAAUCAAUUACUGUAUAAUUAAAUUCUUCUUCUUCCUCCUCCUCCUAUGAUUACAGACAAGCCCGUGCAUGAUCUUUCUUCUUCUUCUUCCAUGUCGUCUUCUCUCUCCCCGUAGAUCGCUCUCCAAAAUCAACACUCCUUCUCUCUCUCUCUCUCUGUGAACAGCCAUGUCGUAUGAUCUUCUCCCCGAUCACAUCUCCCGGCUCCAUCCCGAGUCCGUGCAAGCCCUAGAUUCCGCCGCCGUCGACCAUUUCGACCGGCUCCCUGAUUCUCUCAUCCUCCUCGUUUUGGAGAAGAUCGCUGACGUCAAGGUUCUCGGACGAUGUUGCCUUGUUUCCCGGAGAUUCCACUCCCUUGUACCUUUGGCCGAGAACGUUCUCGUCUGCGUCGAUUGUGUCAUCUCAGACGAUGAUUCCUCUUCCGCCGAAGAUCCUGGCUCAUCCGCCUUCGGUGAUGCCGUCGUCGGUGGCUCGUUGUCGGCUUUGUUCAGGGUCGUCUUCGGCCCAAUUUUCAAGCCGUUUCAGGCGCUGGGUCAGUUUCUGGGCCCGAAGCGAUCGUACCUCCGCUCGUCGUCGUUCGGCGAGGACAAUGGCCGCGGCGAGAUCGAGCAGGGCGAAGUCACGCACCACUCGCCGACGCAGGUUCUGAGGAAUUUCAAUAAGAUUCGGUUUUUGAGAAUCGAGUUACCGAGCGGUGAAUUAGGGAUCGACGACGGGGUUUUGCUGAAAUGGAGAGCCGAUUUUGGAUCCACGCUGGAAAAUUGCGUGAUUCUCGGCGCAUCUUCGGUGACUCGAGCGAAUCCCGCCGGAAAUCACGAGAACUCUGCUGAUUCGGCCUCCAUUGACGACAAUGGAAACAUACCUGAGUCGUUCUACACCAAUGGCGGCUUGAAACUCCGCGUAGUUUGGACGAUCAGCUCCUUGAUCGCCGCCUCGGCACGACAUUACCUGCUUCAGCCGAUCAUCAGAGAACACAAAACACUAGACCGUCUGGUUCUGUCGGAUGCAGAUGGACAAGGAGUUCUGAGUAUGAAUAGAGGACAGCUUGAGGAGCUUAGAGUUAAGCCCUUGUCUAUAUCCUCUGCUUCGAAGCGGACGCUGGUACCAGCAUUGAACAUGAGGUUGUGGUAUGCGCCGCAAUUGGAAUUGCCCGACGGAAUGGUGUUGAAAGGGGCGACAUUGGUGGUUAUUAGGCCGAGCGAGUCGAAGAAAGAGGUAUGUGAUACUUCUUGGGUGUCUGGCGCGUUCGAGGAGCCGUUUGGCACAGCGGCUAAGAUGUUGAUCAAGAGAAAGACUUAUUGUCUGGAGAUGAACUCGUUCUGAAUUCGGAUCAUGCUCUGAGUUCUCAGGGCGUAAUACAGAGACCGGAGAAAGAAGAUAGGCAUAAAAAAAAGAAGAAGACAAGACACAGAGACAAAUCUCCCAACCUGUUCGAUCAACCGCAGUAUUGCGGAGAGUUGAGUUCUCCUCCUCAUGGAUCCGAUGGCUACAGUGUUCGAAACAGUGUUCGAAACGAAUCCACCACGAUAAUGUAAACUACCUCAUGAUGUGAAUAUUAUUACAUCUGCGGAUAGUGAAAGCAAGCAAAUGAGGACCAUGUUUUGUUCUCUCCAAUGUCUUUUCAACGUUGGAGCAAAUAUGAUGCCUGCAUUCUCUGCUUGUACGGGGCAUUUUUUCGGGGUUUAGUUAAAAUGCUUCAUAUUUGAUGAACUGUGUGAAAUCGAGACAACGAUUUGCAUAACCGGGACGAAGAUUUUUACCCGGUUUAUUACCCUAUCUUAACUGUUGUUGUGUUCAUCAUUUUGGUUCUGUUAUUCUGACGAGAAUUCGGAAUGCUAUUUGUUAGUUUGCUUAUGCUUUUUGUUUUUGUUUGUGUUUUUCUGGUUGACUUAUGAAUGAUGUAAAAGUUAUAAUCUUUCAUAUCGAUUCCGAGUUUCUUGGA